Molecule: messenger RNA, 785 nt
Organism: Arachis duranensis
Lineage: Eukaryota; Viridiplantae; Streptophyta; Magnoliopsida; Fabales; Fabaceae
Product: 14 kDa zinc-binding protein
Exons: 5
Coding region: 56-568 (170 amino acids)
Biological process (GO): purine ribonucleotide metabolic process; sulfur compound metabolic process
Cellular component (GO): cytoplasm
Molecular function (GO): adenylylsulfatase activity
Source: RefSeq, a predicted model, not a curated record
AAAAUAUUAAAUUACUGCACGACUUGCAAGGUCCAAUAGGGUAUUGACCCAAUACAUGAAGGGCUUGAAAAAUGGCAUGAGCAGUGUGAGCAGAAGAAACAUUACUCAGAGACUUGUUGUGUUUGCUUCACACCUCCCUUCGUCUUCGUCUUCCUCUUCAGAUUCCACUUCCAUGGCUUCGGAGAAACAAGCUGCUCUUGCUACCGCACCCUCCGACGCUGAUGCUCCCACCAUAUUUGACAAGAUAAUCAACAAGGAGAUCCCUUCAAAUGUGGUUUAUGAGGAUGAUAAGGUCUUUGCUUUUAGGGACAUAAAUCCCCAAGCUCCUACUCACAUUCUAAUCAUUCCUAAAGUAAAAGAUGGGUUAACUGGUCUAUCCAAGGCUGAGAAGAGGCACUUUGAAAUUCUUGGCCGCCUUCUUUACACUGCGAAGUUGAUUGCAAAGCAAGAAGGUCUUGAUGAUGGCUUCAGGGUUGUAAUUAAUGAUGGUCCAAAGGGAUGUCAAUCAGUUUACCACAUUCAUGUUCACCUCCUCGGCGGACGACAGAUGAACUGGCCUCCUGGCUAAAUUGGGACAAAGAAUAGGGAGUGAGAUGGACUUGAUUUCUCCUCCAUCAAUAUCACUUUAGUUGUGCCAUGUUACGAUAAUGGUUUGAGAAUAAUUUUGUGUAGCUACAUUUGUAUUGAAUGAUGCUGCUGAUUCCAAAGUCAUCUCUUGUAGAACCUAAUGGUUGGUAUAGUUGUUAAACUUUCGAAUUAACUAUUAAAUUGUUACAACUUUGCAA